Molecule: messenger RNA, 1321 nt
Organism: Cutaneotrichosporon oleaginosum
Lineage: Eukaryota; Fungi; Basidiomycota; Tremellomycetes; Trichosporonales; Trichosporonaceae
Source: RefSeq, a predicted model, not a curated record
ACUUCAUCCUGUUUUCAUGAUAUUGUGAUUUCCUACUACCAAGUGCGACGUGUCUUGACACGGCUUGAACGGUUCAACACAUCCUCCGAAAUGCACUUCACCUGAGAGGUCCGGUGACGGCCCGCCGCGGAAUUCGUCGCGUCGGUGGAGGUUGACUGAACUGAUCGACAGUUCGCCACCGCACCAACAUCCGCCAUGGACCCCGCUCUAGUCGACCUCGACGUCUACCUCGCCGACCCGACCUCUGCUGCCGCCAAGGCGGAGGCGGAACGCGCGGCCGAGUCGCUGAUCCUCACCGGCGCGCUUGUAGUCCGGGACUCACGCGCUCCAAAGGAGGCGAACGACCGCUUCCUCGACCUCUUCGAGGACUACUUCGCGCAGCCCGACGACGUCCUGCGCGUCGACGAACGCCCCGAGCUCGGAUAUCAGGUCGGCGUGACCCUCGAGAACACGGAGAAGCCCAAGUGCGGACGCGACGACGAGUGUCAGGCGGUCAUUGCCGCGCUCGACCCCGCCGAGCGGCCUCUCGACCUCAGCGGGCACUCCGCCGACCCGAAGUGCCGUUUCUUCCACCGCAUGACGGAGAAGCCGCCGUACGAGUCCAAGUUUCCCUACUCGACCGCGCCUAAUGUCGUGCCCGCCGCUAUGGAGGGGUGGGAGACGCGCGUCGACGAGUGGGGCUCGCACAUUAAGCAAGCGGUCGAGGGCGUCGCGCGCAUGGUUGCAGCGGGAUUGGGGCUGGAAGAGCGCAUCUUCCUCGACGCGGGACGGUACGGCUCCCAUCUCCUCGCCCCUACAGCCACCGACCUCGACAAGUAUGGCGAACUCAACUCGAUCUACGCCGGCUUCCACACCGACCUCAACUUCCUCACUAUCCACGGCCAGUCGCGAUACCCCGGAUUGAACAUCUGGGCGCGGAAUACUGGCAAGCGCAUCCCCGCCAAGGUGCCCGAGGGAUGCUUGCUAGUGCAGGCGGGCAAGCAGCUCGAAUGGCUCAGCGGCGGUCUCAUCAAGGCUGGGUUCCACGAGGUCAUCUGCAACGAGGCGACGCUAGCGGCCCUUGAGCGCCGCAAGGCAUCCCACCCCGACCGCCCGCGUAUUCGCAUCUCGUCGACUUUCUUCUGGCACCUCACACCCGACUUUCACCUGGAGCCCAUGCCCGAGCUCAAGGCGCGCGCCGAGAAACGCUUUGGUUCGCAGAAGGAUUACGGCGCCAUGCUCGUCGGCGACCAAGUCCGCCAGGAGCUGGGCCUAAUUGCGCUCAUGUCGUAAACCCUCGAGCCGAGGAAGGUUGGCUCUUUCCGUUGCUCGCGACCAAUAC